This is a messenger RNA of Parasteatoda tepidariorum (common house spider), 4291 nucleotides long. Lineage: Eukaryota; Metazoa; Arthropoda; Arachnida; Araneae; Theridiidae. The record is from RefSeq and is a predicted model, not a curated record.
GUGAUUAAAAAUAUUAUUUUAGUGCUUGAAAAGUGCUUAUUUUUUGUUGAAUAAUUUGGCUACGCACUCUGAUUCAAGACCUAACCGCGUCGUAAGUGUAGCUAUAAACUUAUAUAAUUUCUGCAUAAUAUUCGAUAUGGAGUCCCCUCUUCUACAUGGAACAAACUACCAACCCAUAGCACUAAAUUCGAGUGCGGGGGAAGAGGUGCACAAUCUAACAAAUGACUCCGCAUCAUUACUCCAGAACUAUACCAUCUGCUAUACUUGAGGAACCAGGUGGGUCUUGCUUCGGUCUAAAAGAUCAUUUGUUUUUAUUUACUCUCUUCCCACUUAAAAACCGGAAGGGUCGUUACUGGAAAAAAACAUCCGGUCAGGAGAAGACUGACCUUGACAUCAGUCUUUGCUGCAGUUGUGUCCUUUUUUUUUUCUUUUUGGCCAGACUCUCUCUUUCCCUCACUUUCAAUAAGGAAAGCGAAAUGUAUGUUACUUCAGUAAAAUUCCCUUUCUCUGGUGGAAUACUUGAAAUCAAUUGUUUAUGCGCUUUCAGCUGCGAGGGGUGGUCUUUUCUUGUUUUUGACUUUUAACUGAGGAAGCAAUGUUUUCUUUGUAACCGAAUAAGCCUGGCACGCUACUGCAUGGAGACGGAAUGUUGUCUAUUUCGUACAUCUAAAUUGAUCAAUGGACCAGUGGAAGAAUUCACAAGGUCCGACUUGUAAAGCGUGCUUAAACACUCUGGAUGAAAAGUCCUCUUUUCAAAACACCAGCAACAUGAUUACCUCCAAUGGUCACGGCACGCCGCUCAAAAACCCACAGAAUCUCACCAACGGCUGCAAUGGCAGCCUUCUCAUCAAAAACAGUCUCCCUAAAAGUCACAUCAUCAAAGCCCAUCUCAACAAUGGCCACUCUAAAAAUGGCCAGCACAUUGAAAAGAACAACCAUCACUUGGACUUGGUGAAAGAAAGUUUAUGUUGCUUCAAGCAUUCCCAGUCAUCGCUCGAGAACACACGAGCCAUUAGAGUAGUAGACAGAUCCAGAGCCGAUCGCUCGUGUGGACUUUGGUCAUUCACGCCUCAAUGGCUACAAUCUUUCGCCAACAAAAAGGCGUUUUUGGCCUUGUUCUGCUUGGUUAGUGUCUUUCAAGGCAUGUACUAUACUUACUUCGUCAGUGUACUGACGACUAUAGAAAAACUGUAUCAAAUACAGAGUAAAACUACGGGCAUGAUCAUGUCCAUGACUGAAGUUGGCCAAAUUGGAGGUGCUUUAUUUCUCACCUACUAUGGUGGACAGGGGCAUAGGCCGAAAUGGAUUGCUUUCGGCAUGCUUGUGUUUGGAACAGCCUCUCUUUUUUGUUCUGUGCCUCAUUUUUUGUUUAGAGACAUAAAUAGUCCUGUCAGAACCAUGUCCAGCUUUGAAAAUUCUUCGGUCAUUGCUAUGAGGGAAUUAAGAACUAAACUUUGUCAUAUCAAACAUCUGCCCUCAAAUUCCUUGCGUAUCGCACUUCCAUUGUCAUUGGUGUCAUCAAAUUCUUCAUUAGAAUCUUCUGGAAACGACUCAGGAUUAUUUAUCAAUAGUCAGCAAAACUGGAUGUUCAACAGGUCACAACGUUCCGCCUAUGCAGACGAUUUUCGACUUUUAACAGAGAUCAACGAGCCAGUACCUCCAUUUUUCUCCAACAGUGAAGCCCUUGCUUUUAAAAAAAAUGAAUGUGAAGAAAGAGAUUCGGAGCAACAAGCCAAAGCCACGAACAUCGUCCUGAUAAUUUUUUUCGUCAGUUUGCUUUUUAUCGGCAUCGGAGCUACAGCUGUAUACACACUAGGCAUUCCUUACAUUGAUGAUAAUGUCGCUACUCGAGAAUCACCGCUCUACUUUGGUAUUACGAUAGGAGUUAGGAUAUUUGGUCCAGUUUUUGGAUUUUUGCUGGGAUCUUUCUGCACUAGCAUUAAUGUGAAUUUCCCCUUUGAAACCACAGAACUUACGACAGACAAUCCCCAGUGGCUUGGAGCAUGGUGGUUAGGUGUCCUGUUCGUUGGAGCCGCUCUCAUCUUGACUGCAUUUCCAAUGAUGGCUUUCCCACGGAAGUUGCCCAAACCUUGUUUGCACAGUAAUUCUUCAAAGAGCUUUAACCACAAUGGAAAUGAUGGUGAUUUCACAAAAACCAAUGGUACUCCUGCUAUCACAAAUGGCAAUGGAAAUGUUAAUGGUGGAUCACAGCACAACUGCAAAGUUAAUGAAGUACUGGUGAAUGACAACAGGUUGGACAAUCCGAACUGCCCACUAUGCCAACAGUCUGCUUUUUAUAAUAACCAAAAUCAAGAAAACGACGAUGACAGUAAACCCAGUCUAAAAGAUUUCCCAUCAGCUUUAAAAAGACUACUUAGAAAUGAAAUUCUUCUCUACAGAACGGCCAGCAGUGUUCUUCAUAUAUUGCCCAUAGCUGGUCUUUACACUUUCCUGCCAAAAUAUUUGGAAAGUCAAUUUCAACUUACUGCUACUAUGGCCAAUAUGAUAUCAGGAAUUGCCGGUAUACUAGUCAUGGGUAUUGGAAUCUUUGCCAGUGGGACAUUCAUGCGUCUGUAUAAACCCAAUGCAAGAUUUGUGUCUGGUUGGAUUGCAUUUUCUGCCCUGUGUUAUGCCAUCGGGAUGAUGAUUUUAAUGGUAUUUGGUUGCCCACUUAACCGAUAUGUUGGACUCAAUGCUGGAAGUGAAUACGAAGACAUUAGCCAAAAGAACUGCAGUGAAACUUGUGGCUGUCUACCUGGAGAAUUUGCACCAAUCUGCACAAGUGAAGGUGUCACCUACCUCUCUCCCUGCUUAGCUGGAUGCACUAAUGUUUCAGGUUCUUCCUACGAUAAGGUAAUGCUUUUGUUAAAGGAUGGAGAAGAAUAUGUUUACUCUGACUGUAAGUGUUUGGGUCCUAAUGUAACAGCUACCAAUGGAUUUUGUCCUCUCGAAUGCAACAGCCUAUUUCCUUAUGUCGCAGUAUUUGCUUUUUUCGUUUUGGCCCAUUCUACUUCAGAAGUUGGAUCUAUGCUUCUUACACUAAGAUGUGUUGAACCAAAGGACAAAGCUAUGGCCCUAGGACUCAUAGCAUUUGCAAUAGGCUUAUUUGGUAAUGUUCCUUGUCCUAUUAUUUAUGGUGCUGUAGUGGACUCAGCUUGCCUCUUCUGGGAAGAUAAUUGUGGCGAACCAGGAGCGUGUCGUCUCUAUGAUCCGUCCAAAUUCCGGUCUGUUUUUCAUGGUGUUACAGCUGUCAUCAUGCUUUUAGCUUUCUUUGUGGAUCUGAUUGUUUGGUUCAAAGCCAAAGAUAUACAAUUCCAAGAAGAGGACGAAGCCUGUGAUGUAGAAGAGAUGGUACCUUUCAAUGAAACUCAGCUGAAUCCACAGUUGGAAAGCACAAUAUGAUUACCAAUAAACGUGCAUUCCUAGAGUCACAAAUAUAUAUCUUGUAAUUAAAUGUUCAAUAUCUUGCCAAGAAAUGUGAUUUUUUUUUUGUUAAAAAAAAUCAUUCGUGAUAAAAAGCCCUGUUAUGCCAGGGCAGAACCUUUUAUGGAUUUUAAGUUAAUCUUUUUCCCCAUGUGAGUUACUACUAUUCAUUGCUACAAAUUAUUUUUUAUCAUCAUUUGGCAAACUCCUCAUUUGUUCAGUGCACAAGAAUACUCAUUAUUUGAUGCGUUUGAAGAAAAAAAUAUCCACAUCUUUUCUUCUGAUAAAUCACUGAUGCAAUUCAAUUCUCCAUUAUGCUAAGCUUCAGUGUUGAACAAAAGGUAUUUAAUGGAGGUGAUUACUAAUUAAUAACAAAAAAUUAAAUAUUGGUGCACAAGUAUCAUGUUUAACGAUGAUUAAAAACUAAAGUUAUUAUUGGAAAAUUGAUUCAACAAAUCACAUUGGCAGCUGUUAUCAUUGAUGAGUCGUACAUUAAAACUCUUAAAACGUCAUUGAAUCGCCCAAGAGGAUUUUUUUCCAAUGUAAUCAGUUAAUUUUGCAUGAUAUUUACCUUACAUUGCAAAGAUGAUUUAUUUACAAUCUGCAACUAUGUAUAUAGAAUCCUGGACAUUUUUACACUUAUCAAAAAUAUAAGCAAAACUUGUAUUACGAUGAUCAAUGUUUUAUUCUUUUUAAAGGUGAUAAUUGAAGAUCUUAGUUGAAAAGUGUGUUAUGCAACAAUUUGAAAAUAUUGAGGUUUUCAGGAUGUUAGCUGUAAUUUUCAAAUGAGGCAGAUUUUUAUAUAAAAAAAGAGACUUUGUUAACAGCUUUCUUGUCAUUUCUUUGCAGUCUAAGGCUAUUUCUCUUA